CAUUCCGUGCCAUGCCAACGGCCGCUAAAGAUCGCGCUGUUCUUCGGUUCUACACAAGAUAUAGCCAUCUAUAUAAUUACGCGCGGCCUACGACGAACAAACGGAAAGCGCAAAUUAAAUGGAGAACGCAAGCUAAAACAAUAUAAGAGAUAACUAAAAGUGAAACCGAAGUAACAAAAGUGCUAGACAACAUAUAGAAAUCUAGAAAUCUUGAAAUCACGACAUGUCCAGUUGGAGUUUGGCCAGUGCCGUGUCGCCAAAUGUCACCGGUGGCGAUGUCAUCCGGUUGAACCACCUAAAGUCCAGCUCGGAAACGCAUCUGCCAUCGCGGGGAUCUGGAACGGGGUCUGGAGCACUACCACGUCCCACGACACCCGUGCCCUCCAAGAAACUGUCGUCCAAACGACCUCCACACUUGACCCUCAACAUAAAGGCCAAGUCCCACGAUGCUCCGCUGGCCGAGACGGAAAACACGGUUCUCUCGACCAGUGAAUCUGUCUAUGGAACUCCGCUGGGCGCCACACCCGUUUCGUCACCUGCCAACCAAAGUCAGCGCAGUCAGGCGAGCCAGCAUAGUGACGAAAGCCGCAACACCAGCAGCACCGCCACCAGCGGAGGAUCCAUAUUCCCCCACGAACAGUACAAAACCAUCAAGAAGAUCAACAUUGGCUUCGAGAAUAUACGCUACACUACCAAAUUCGGAGUCUUCCAGAGGGAAACCAAGGAUGUGCUAAUGGGUUUAACGGGCUACUUCAAGUCGGGAGAACUUAGUGCCGUUAUUGGACCCUCUGGAGCUGGAAAGAGUACUCUGCUCAACAUUCUGUCAGGAUACACAACAUAUGGCUUUACGGGGGAUUUCCGGGUCAAUGGCAACAGGCGGGAUUUAAAGGCCUUCAAGUCGAACGUGGCGUUCAUCCGCCAGGAUACGAGUCUUCAGGCCUUUCUCUCCGUCAAGGAGGCGAUGCAUUUUGCAGCCAAUUUGAAAAUCGGCACUCACAUGACACAUAGCGAGAAAAGAGAGCGGGUAAAGUGCAUUCUGGAGGCCAUCGGUAUGUACGAAAACCGGCAUACCAGGACGGGGCAGCUAAGUGGAGGUCAGAAGAAGCGUCUUGCUAUUGCACUGGAACUGGUGAACAACCCACCGGUGCUGAUCCUGGACGAACCUACAACUGGCUUGGAUAGUUUCACCUCCAAUCAGCUGAUAAAUUUGCUAAAGAAGCUCGCCAUCGAGGGACGCACAGUCAUCUGCACAAUCCACCAGCCAAGUGCCUUGACCUUCGCCAUGUUCGAUCAUCUGUAUGCCAUUGGCGAGGGCAAGUGCAUCUACGCAGGAGGAGCCCAAAACCUAUUGCCCUUCCUGGGCGCCCUCAAUUUGCACUGCCCGGAGUCCUACAAUCCAGCGGAUUACUUAAUGGAAAUAGCAACUCAUGACUAUGACACGGCGGAAGACAAUCAGCUGGAGAAGCUGGUGGCCCUGAUGGACAAUGGUCGCAAUGAGGAUUACAGACAGAGCAAGACUGCGCGAGUGGCCCAACUGGCGGCCAUGAAGAAAGUUGACCAACUUAUGGCAGCGGGACUGAUCACACCGGUGACAGCACCUGUGAUGUCCACAUCCGUGCCAGCGCAUUUCAUGCAGGGCAACACCUUCAAGCCACUCACCCCCAUCAAUGAACUGUCCUCCCGAGUGUGGGACAGCCAAACGGCGGGAAUCGGAAACGCUGGCAGCUGUUGUAAGCCGAAGAAGAAAAAUAAAUCCAGGCCAGCUAUAGAGUUGGAUCCAUCGCAUCUGUGCAAAAGACAGAACAUCUACGCCACUCCGUUCUACCGACAGUUGAGCAUUCUGCUUGUGAGGACAUUCCUGCUAAUUUGGCGGGACAGUUCGUUGACUACGAUGCGCUUCGCUAUUCACCUAAUCACAGGCAUCCUAAUAGGAACGCUGUACUUUGGGAUCGGCAACGAUGCCGCCCAGACGUUAAAUAUCUUCCGAUACCUCUUCUACACAAUCAUGUUCAUCAUGUACUGUGCGUUCUCGGGCAUACUGGUGAAGUUUCCGCUGGAGUUCCCCAUUGUGUCGCGGGAGCACUUCAAUCGCUGGUAUUCCCUGCGGGCGUAUUACGUAGCCAUCACCCUAGCCGACCUGCCCAUCCAGAUCAUUUGCAGUGCCCUGUUCAUAGUGCCCACAUAUCUGAUGACCCAACAGCCGCUGGAGCUCUGGCGAUUCGGAAUGUUCUUCCUGAUUGUGUUCGUUACGGCUCUGGUCUCGCAGAGCAUUGGCUUGGCGGUGGGAGCAGCACUGAGCCUCAAGCUGGGCUCCAUUCUGGGACCCUUCUUCAUCUGCCCGUUCCUCCAGUUUAGCGGGUUCUUUCUGAUGGAGAAGGACGCUCCGGUGUUUUUGCGCUGGAUGUUUGACAUAUCGUUCCUCAAGUACAGUCUGGAAGGGGCCACGAUGGCCAUUUUUGGAUACGAUCGCGAGCCCCUGGCUUGCAAUGAGCUCUACUGCCACCUGAGGCACCCCCAGUUCAUACUCAAAAGUCUGGACAUGGCCAACGGAAACUAUACACUUGCCCUCAUCUUUCUGUUCGGCGUUUUGGUCUUCCUGCGCAUCCUGGCGUUCUACAUCAUGUCCUUCCGCCUCAGAUUGUUCAGAUGAGACCCACGUCUCGAGCGACCAAAGGAAACCUGCCACAUUCCGCCGACAGUUAAAUGUUUUACUUUUAUAUUUGUGGUUUCUAUUUAAGCAUUUAUUCGAGAGAAACAUAUGUGCCAAAGAUUGGUGAAGCCGGUAGAGCGUAAGGAAAUCGUGAUAUAUAUCAGAAACACAGGAUCAUAGAGCCCUCACACACACUCAAACACACAAUGACAAGCAUACACACACGGCGGUAACCGAGAUCAAUAAUUGUAAAUAGAACAUUUUUAUAGCAUAGCAUAUAAACAAUUGUAUUUUUGUAACGUAUUAAUGAACCAUUAUUGACUAGUUGUAAAACUGGCCUGAUUUUCAGGCGUCAGCUGCGAGUAUACAUUUGAAAAUAUUAUUAAAAUAUUUUGCCAUGAAAUCCGAAGAU
Messenger RNA from Drosophila melanogaster (fruit fly), 3062 nucleotides. RefSeq lists its product as uncharacterized. Lineage: Eukaryota; Metazoa; Arthropoda; Insecta; Diptera; Drosophilidae. The record is from RefSeq and is marked reviewed. The coding region runs from base 224 to 2650 and encodes 808 amino acids. Gene Ontology annotation, molecular function: ATP hydrolysis activity; ABC-type transporter activity; ATP binding. The transcript has 8 exons. Gene Ontology annotation, biological process: transmembrane transport. Gene Ontology annotation, cellular component: membrane.